Messenger RNA from Chaetura pelagica (chimney swift), 858 nucleotides. RefSeq names its product transmembrane protein 45B-like. The transcript has 5 exons. NCBI's taxonomy places the organism in Eukaryota, Metazoa, Chordata, Aves, Apodiformes, Apodidae. The record is from RefSeq and is a predicted model, not a curated record. Bases 1 to 858 code for a protein of 285 amino acids.
AUGCCAACGAGUUUCCUCGGCAGUGCCCUCCGGGGCACCUUCUUCUUCAUCUUUGGCCUCUGGUGGUCAGUGAGGUACCCCCUGAGGUAUCUCCGGCACAAAGCAGGGGCUGAGAGCCAGCCUGGCCAUGGCACCCACCGCGUGGAGGUCCUGGAAGGGAUGGUCAAAGCUUUCUUUGCUCUAGCAGGCAUCUUGGUGGAGCAAUUUGUGCCCACGGGUCCCCACCUGCAGCUCUACAGCCCCAAGACUCACGGCUGGGUGGGCCUCACCCCCUGGCAUUACACCACCAUCUACUUCUUCUUCCUCCUCUCUGGCCUCGUGGACGUGGCCUCACACUCCCCCCUCAAGCUGCCCCUGGGCUUGGACAGGCUCUCGCUGGCCCUGGCUCUGCUGGUUGAAGGUUUGCUCUUCUGCUUCCACGACUACAGUGAUGCUGUGCUGGAUCAGCACCUGCAUUCCCUGCUGGUCCUGGCUGUCUUUGCUGGAGCCCUCUGUGCCCUGCUCGAGGUGUUCCUCCGUGACCACAUCAUCCUGGAGACCUUCAGGACCAGCUCCUUCCUUCUCCAGGGCUCUUGGCUCUGGCAGAUUGGGUUUGUGCUGUCCCCUCCGUGGGGAGGACCAGGCUGGGAUCAGACUGACAGCAGCAACGUGGCCUUCCUCACCAUGUGCUUCUGCUGGCACUAUGCAGGCAUCCUGGCUGUCCUGGCAGCAAACGCUGCUGCGUCUCGCUGCUGCAACGAGUCCUGCCAGCUGAAGUUUGGGGACAUCGACGUGGAGCUGGACUGCGGCGUCUGCCUGCGCGGCCAGAGGGGCUCUGAGGGGGCCCUGCUGCCAGAGAGCACCUUGGAGGACAAAUGA